GAAAAAAAUAUAUAUAACAAUAUUAAUAACAACAAUAAUCAGCUAUGAGCUCUUACGUAGCCAACUCAUUUUAUAAGCAAAGUCAAAAUGUUCCUGCCUAUUCAAUGCAAAGUUAUGGGAAUUACGGAUCUGUACCCGAAGUCCCUUCAUCCAGGUAUUGCUACAGUGGGCUGGAUCUGAGUAUUACAUUCCCUUCUCCUGGUUCAUCUAACUCUCUGAACGGUCUGGACAUGCCUUCAAAUCCCACUCCUAACUCUGAGCGGCCCUCCUGUACAGUUAUGGGAUCUUCUCUGGGUAGAGGAGAGCACAGUAGCCUCAGCCCUGGGAUUUACAAAACUGGGAGCACUUCGCUGGAGGAGAGAUCUAAGGGACUUGAGAACAUCAAAGCAGAACCGAUACAAACAACUUCUCAAGCAGGUCAGCAGCAAGUCACAGCAGCUACACCACAGCAGCAGCAACAACAACAGCAGCAGCAACAACAGCAGCAACAGCCACCACAAAUAUAUCCUUGGAUGACCAAACUACACAUGAGCCAUGAAACGGACGGAAAACGUUCUAGGACAAGUUACACUCGGUACCAGACCCUGGAGUUAGAGAAGGAAUUCCAUUUUAACCGAUACCUGACCCGCCGAAGGCGCAUAGAGAUAGCGAAUAACCUCUGUCUAAACGAAAGGCAAAUCAAGAUUUGGUUUCAAAACCGAAGAAUGAAAUGGAAAAAAGAUUCUAAAGUGAAAAGCAAAGACUCUAUGUAAAAAGGAACAACAAAGGCGAAUCUGGGGAGGAACAUAGUCCAUAUCUAAGUUUUAUUACACCCAAAUAUUGAAACUUUAUCAUUUUGUUUGAGGGGGUGAUGAGAUUGGGAAAUGACUAUAGGGAUUCUAAGUCUUUCCUACUAUAACCCUCUUUAUCUAAAUUAUGACACUCGCUCAUAACUUUUCAAAGCAAGAUAAUGUAUAGAACAGUCUCUUGUCCCUUUAAGUGUUCUAUUUUUACAAUUUCAUGUAAAGGUAAAACUGUGGAAAAGUGUAUAGGGAGUUAGCCCCCUGUUUAUUUGUGCAAGCCCCCAUUGUAGUAGGCUUGCAAGCUGUGCAGGGUCAAGGAAAGUUCUUGAGCGAAAAAAAUGCUAAUUGGGAUACUAGGUUGAAAAGGGCAGAGAAAGUGUGGCUGUAUUAUAUGAUGCCUCUAAGGACUGGACUCAUAUCUUUGGUAAAUGGCUAGCUGUGAAAAUAAUAAGAAAAUAAAAAUCAUGAAUAGGAUUUGAAAAGUAAACUUCCUGGAUUGUAAAAUAAAGACUAGGACAGACUCAGUGGAGUAGGGGGAUUUAAAAAAAAAAAUUAAAAUAAAUACCAAUUGGUUUGCCCAGAGCACUUGUAUAGUCUUUUGCAAAUGGCAAGACACAAUGAAAUGACUUCGCAUCAUACUAGAUAAUGUUUAUAUUUAAAAAUUACUUAGGGGGCAAAUGUACCCACUUUGGAAACUCUUUUAAGUUUUUCCCUCCAGACACUUUAGUAUACUCUGUAAAAAACAAACAAACAAAAAAAGUGUUUGUGUAAAGCAUUUUGGCAUGAUGGAAAGAAAAAGAAAAAAAUCAGAAAAAAAUCAGAAAAAAAAAAUAGUAAAAGGCAGACUUUGUUUUAAUGUGUAAUUUAUUUUAUUUUUUUGCGUAAUUAAUGCUGAAAUGUAUAAAGCCAAUUUGUACGUCAUUGUUUUAAUAUAAUCCUUUUUAGUCAAUUUUAUUGGAUAAUGUACUUCAUAUAUUUAUUGGUUGCUUUUUUCAUAUGUGAGAAAUCAUGAAACCUAUAUUUUGUCAUAUUGA
Molecule: messenger RNA, 1816 nt
Organism: Pelobates fuscus (common spadefoot toad)
Lineage: Eukaryota; Metazoa; Chordata; Amphibia; Anura; Pelobatidae
Gene: HOXC5
Product: homeobox C5
Exons: 2
Coding region: 45-752 (235 amino acids)
Biological process (GO): anterior/posterior pattern specification; embryonic skeletal system morphogenesis; positive regulation of transcription by RNA polymerase II
Cellular component (GO): nucleoplasm; nucleus
Molecular function (GO): DNA-binding transcription factor activity, RNA polymerase II-specific; RNA polymerase II cis-regulatory region sequence-specific DNA binding
Source: RefSeq, a predicted model, not a curated record